CAUGUGCACUGCCUUGUCUGCGCAUACGCGCGCACAACUAGCCCUCCGUUCGUGACUGCACGUUUUCGGGAGGCGUCUGCACCAGCGAGAUAGCCCGUAGCAGCUCGCGCGGCCCUCGGCUGGGCCUGAGCCAAGGUCAGUGCAGUGAGCUGGUGAGGCUUGUUAUUCUCCGCCCCGGUGCGCGACGCCGCGGCGCCAAGGUUCGUAAACCAUGCGCCUCCUCACGAGCGGCCUCUACGUGACGAACCUCGUCAGCGCGGUACUCUGCGAGCGCCCGGUCGCGCGCUGGUCGAGAGCGGCAGCGAGGCGAGGCGUCAAGCCACGAAGGCAAGUCCGCUCCUGGGCCCUGCGCACGGACGGCGAGGUUCGAGGUGACGUCCUCGUAAGAAGAGCGCGGAACGACGACAUUCCUAGAAUACAAAGAUGCAACCGGGCCUCAUUACCGGAAAACUACAACGACGGGUUUUAUGCAAGACACAUCGCGGACUGGGGCCACCUGGCCUACGUCGCGGAGUGCGUUGAUGAUGCGGACGACCUCGCCGGCUACGUUUUAGGUAGGGUUAAUGAACGAGGAUCGGAGCUCCCGGCGCCGGUUACAGCGGCGUCGCGCACGCGGCCCGUCGACGGCCACGUCACGUCAUUAGCCGUGCACGCGAAGCACCGGAGAAGAGGCGUCGCGCGGGCGUUGAUGCGCCAAGUCCACAAAAACAUGGCGUUGGAGGUCGACUGCGCGAAGCUCCACGUGCGCUGUUCGAAUGCGCAGGCUCUCCAGCUCUACGCCGGCUUAGGGUAUGACGUCGUCGACGUCGUCCAGAGCUACUACCACGACGGCGAGGCGGCCUACCUCAUGCAGGCCGACGUGAAGAAGCUCGCGGCGGCCGACGCGGCCGAAGAUUCCGCUUCCGAGGAGGCGGUUCUCGCCGCCUGAUCGCCGCUCCCCUCUUCGUUAGUAUAUGUAUAAAGACAAGCAAUUU
Pelagomonas calceolata is the source of this 974-nucleotide messenger RNA. The record is from the annotation of a GenBank genome assembly. Lineage: Eukaryota; Pelagophyceae; Pelagomonadales; Pelagomonadaceae.